Messenger RNA from Arabis nemorensis, 276 nucleotides. NCBI's taxonomy places the organism in Eukaryota, Viridiplantae, Streptophyta, Magnoliopsida, Brassicales, Brassicaceae. The record is from the annotation of a GenBank genome assembly.
AUGCCAAAGGAUGUGUCCAUCGAUCCAACGUUACAUGGAUUGCAUGUUAUAACAAGCUACAACGGAAGAUUAGCUUGGCUCUAUUAUAGUGGCUUUAGGGUUUGGGCUCUCAAAGAUCCUGAGAAACAGGAAUGGUCCGAUGGGUGCUAUUCAUUUCCAGAUCCUUCUAGUGUUCCUCGGAUGGAUGGUCCUUAUCAAGACCGUUAUUUAGAACUUGGUGAAGAAAACUACAAGAUGGGUCGCUUACGAAGGAUUAAAGGCAGAGUGCAAUACUAA